UUGCAACAACUCGAUCCGCCAUUACAUGCAGCAUCGCGAAAGAAAGGGAAAGCUGAUUCCAGAUUUCCAGUGCCAUCUCCGACAUCCACUAGCCUUACUCAAUUUACGAGUAAAGAACGUAAUAUUGAUGGUAAUGUGGUUUUGCUGCGCCUUUCCAGAACUACCAAUUCGAAUUAAAAACAAGGACCAGUAAAGUUGCAGUUCUGGAGAAGAGGGGCGUUACGUCGUUCGACGAGCAACAAUGAAAGCAAAAUGCCAUAAACAGGUAUCAAAAGCUGGUUGCGAUAACAACGUGGACGAUCGAGUUUGUCAACUCCAUUUGAAACCGCUAUGGGUUAACGGCACGUAAACAGCUCAAACCGGGGGUACUCCUUUCACUUGUGUAGAUCGCUGGUGAUGGAUAUUUUCGAGCCACCGACGUAAAGGAGACUGGCCGAUGCAGGUACGAGUCUGGACAUUCUAUUAACCUUGCACCUUACACAGGUUUUCCAGGUUUUUUUUUGAAUUGGUAUCGUUUUCUGUACACUCACGCGACACUUUAAAAAGAAGCGGUUGCCGAUUUCUGUUCACCAUUCAUCGUUGGUUCGGUGGUGAAUAAGGAAACAGCGUCCGUUAACAACUUUAUUAAAGGAGUUCUGUUUAGUACUGGAAGCUGAUUGAAUAUAUUUGCUGAUUGGAAAACUAACAGGAAUGAACGCAGUAAUUAUUUUGAGUUUCUUCGUCGCAGCGGCGUUGGCUGCUCCUUCUCAGUAUGGCUCUGGCUAUGGACAACGUGCAGAAAAAGUAUCUUCAUACACGGAUGAGCAGUGGGCAUCAUUGAAUCCUAUUAGAUCUGAAAACCCAUACGAGAACGAAGAGAUCCAGAAACAAUGGGCCAGCUUUCUUCAAUACCUUCCCUGGUUGACGGGACCUGUCGGUCCUGCAGGACCCCAAGGACUCACUGGUGCUCCAGGUGCUCCUGGAGAAGUCGUCGUUGUACCAGGACCGCAAGGCCCCGUUGGUCCAACUGGCCCAGCCGGACCUAAAGGAGACACUGGAAGUGCAGGAUCACCUGGAGCUCCCGGUGAAACUGGCCCUCAAGGAAAAGAUGGUUCUGAUGGAGCACCUGGACCUCAGGGAUCUAAAGGCGAACGAGGUGAUGAUGGAUCCCCCGGAGCUGCUGGCCUACCUGGAGCUAAAGGAGAGAGAGGAGAAACGGGACGUAACGGCCUACCAGGUUUUGUCGGAGCUCCAGGUGCUCCAGGAAAAGACGGUCGACCAGGGGAAGCCGGACCACAAGGACCAAAGGGUGAUACUGGCGCUCCCGGUCAGACUAUUGCUUCCAAGAUCCCUGGCCCACCAGGUGCUCCAGGAGCUCCUGGUAAAGAUGGAGCUCCAGGCGCCCCCGGUUUAACUGGGCCAGCUGGCCCUGUAGGCCCACAAGGAUCUCAAGGACCUUCCGGCAAAGAUGGUGCUCCUGGACUCAACGGCGGACCUGGUCCCAAAGGAGAAGACGGAGCUCCCGGAUCCCCCGGAGCUCCUGGCAAAAAUGGUCUUCCUGGUGCCCCAAGUACCCAACCUGGACCCCAAGGUCAAACAGGGCCUCAAGGACCUGCCGGUGUACCAGGUUUACCUGGUAAGGAUGGUCUUAACGGCGAAGCAGGUGCCCCCGGUAAAAAUGGAGAAGAUGGUGCUCCUGGCUCCCAAGGUCCUCAAGGCGAGGAGGGAGUACCUGGCAAAGAUGGUCUUCCUGGUGCAACUGGCCCUGCAGGAGCUCCAGGACCUCAAGGACCUCAAGGAGAAAGAGGCGUUGAAGGACCCCGUGGACCUACAGGCCCAGCUGGAGAAACUGGCCCCACUGGCCCGGUUGGACCUGAAGGCAAAGUAGGACCUGCAGGAUAUCCAGGUGCCACUGGUCCUAAAGGCCCAGCUGGACCUGCUGGACCCACUGGCAAACAAGGUGAGACUGGUGCCCCGGGUGCCCCAGGAUAUCCCGGACCAGUUGGACCUGCUGGCCCCCCAGGAACAAUCAAAGGAUACGAAUCAAAUAGCGAGUAUGGAUCUGAAAAGAAAGCAAAGGAGCCUGAAUAUGGGUCUGGAAAGAAAGUGAAAGAGGUCUCUGGUCGUUAUAGGACUACCACAAAGUCCUACAACGAUUCUGAGGAAGAACGUGCUUAAUGGUUGAAUACUAAAAUGUUAAAUCCAUCAAAACUGAAUACCUUCAGUUUCGGAAUAGUUAAUGUAUAGUUAACAGGGCGUGAUCGGUCAUGUCGACACACAAUUUUGACGAAAAAGCGAUCAUUGCUGUAUUUUAUUUAAAUCUAAAGUUUUUCCGUAUUGUUUCUUGUUAUAUUGCACAUCAAAUAUCGAAUUCUAUUUGGUAAACCUGAAUACACAUACGGAAAUACA
Messenger RNA from Daphnia magna, 2388 nucleotides. RefSeq names its product collagen alpha-1(I) chain. The transcript has 7 exons. The record is from RefSeq and is a predicted model, not a curated record. Lineage: Eukaryota; Metazoa; Arthropoda; Branchiopoda; Diplostraca; Daphniidae. The coding region runs from base 691 to 2157 and encodes 488 amino acids.